This is a messenger RNA of Haemonchus placei, 306 nucleotides long. The record is from the annotation of a GenBank genome assembly. NCBI's taxonomy places the organism in Eukaryota, Metazoa, Nematoda, Chromadorea, Rhabditida, Trichostrongylidae.
AUGUUCCACGACGACGGAGAUGAGCAAAUCGACCCGACUGUGUCGAUCCAGCCACUUUCAUAUCGGUCUUGUGCGACGUUGCAAUCUAACAACCUAAAGAUCAUGAACUCAAUCCCCCGUUAUUUACACGAUUUUGCGACUGUCCCGAAGUGGGAGGGAGAAGAUUCCGACGACAGUACGGAACGAGAUGCCGACAGUGAAGGCUCGUAUUCCGACCAUGAUGAAAAGAGACAACAUGCACUGUGUGUGGAAAUUGCGCCACACAUCGUGAACACGUGCAAAACAUCAUGGUUGCCGCCAUGGUGA